Molecule: messenger RNA, 4238 nt
Organism: Clarias gariepinus (North African catfish)
Lineage: Eukaryota; Metazoa; Chordata; Actinopteri; Siluriformes; Clariidae
Gene: adra1d
Product: adrenoceptor alpha 1D
Exons: 2
Coding region: 322-1788 (488 amino acids)
Biological process (GO): positive regulation of cytosolic calcium ion concentration; phospholipase C-activating G protein-coupled receptor signaling pathway; adenylate cyclase-activating adrenergic receptor signaling pathway
Cellular component (GO): membrane
Molecular function (GO): alpha1-adrenergic receptor activity
Source: RefSeq, a predicted model, not a curated record
CAGCAGCAGCAGCGCUGACAAACCUGACAAAACAGCACUCUACCUCAGAUGACUCGGACCUGAGAGAGAGAGAGAGAGAGAGAGAGAGAUUCCACUAUGUAUUUCAAACCGCUGAAAGUGUCACUUGAGUGAAGAAGAGAGAGAGAGAUGGACUGAUGGAUGGAUGGAUGGAUGGAUGCGCAUUUCUCUCUCUGCGCCAUGGAGAAGGAGAGUGUGCUGCGCUUUAAAAUGAAUCUCCAAACCAGGGAAACACACGCGUAAACUUUUUUUUUUCUUCUUUUUUUCUUUCUUUUUUUUUUUUUUUCUUUAUGGAGUUUGAAGAUGCCUUGGUCUAAUCCGAACCAGAGUGAUGAGGCGUUCAACGUGUCGAGCUCCAACACCAGCGCGAACGCGUCGUGCGCCGGCACCGAGCUGGACGCGCAGGUCGUGGCGGUGGGGAUCUUCCUGGCGGUCUUCAUCCUGGCCGCGAUCGUCGGGAACAUUCUGGUCAUCCUGUCCGUGCUGUGCAACAAGCACUUGCAGACGGUGACUAACUUCUUCAUAGUCAACCUAGCCAUCGCGGAUCUGCUCCUCAGCGUGGUGGUGCUGCCCUUCUCCGCGUCCCUGGAGGUCUUCGGGUGCUGGGUGUUCGGACGCGUGUUCUGCAACAUCUGGGCUGCCGUGGACGUGCUCUGCUGCACCGCGUCCAUCCUCAGCCUGUGCGUCAUCUCCAUAGACAGAUACAUAGGAGUCAAACACUGCCUCAAAUACCCCGCCAUCAUGACCGAGCGCAAAGCCGGAGUCAUCCUGGUGCUCGUCUGGGUCUCCUCCGCGGUCAUCUCGGUGGGGCCGCUUUUAGGCUGGAAGGAACCCCCGCCCUCGGACGAGAGCAUCUGCAGCAUCACCGAGGAGCCCGGCUACGCGCUCUUCUCCUCGCUCUUCUCCUUCUACCUCCCGCUCAUGGUCAUCCUCGUCAUGUACUUUCGGGUGUACGUCGUGGCCCGGAGGACCACCAAGAGCCUGGAGGCAGGAGUCAAGCGGGAGAGGAACAAGUCCAUGGAGGUGGUGCUGCGCAUCCACUGCCGGAGCUCGCCGGAGGACGCCGGGCCGGGCUCGAAGAGCAAGACUCACCCGCUGCGCAGCUCGCUCUCCGUGCGCCUCAUGAAGUUCUCCAGGGAGAAGAAAGCGGCCAAGACCCUCGCCAUCGUGGUCGGGAUGUUCAUCGUCUGCUGGCUGCCCUUCUUCUUCGUCUUGCCUCUAGGAUCUUUCUUCCCUGCCCUGAAACCCUCAGACAUGGUGUUUAAAGUUAUCUUCUGGCUGGGUUACUUCAACAGCUGCAUCAACCCGGUUAUCUAUCCCUGCUCUAGUAAGGAAUUUCAGCGCGCCUUUACCCGCAUCCUCCGCUGCCAGUGCCGCCGUCGACGCCGGAGCUUACGCCGCUUCUAUGACCAGCGCUGGCGCACGGCCCUCAGGGCCCCAGACCCCCGCGGAGACUAUCAGCCUGGUUUCUCCCUCCCCGAUUCCUGCAGCAGCUCGAUUUUCUCAUGUCGGAGCAAAGGCCGCUCUCUGAACCUGAAAAGCUGGAGCUUCUUCCCUCCCUUGCAGAAGUCUUCCUUCCAUUUAAAGGAGAAGAUGAACAACUUGUCUAAUAAGAUCAAAAGCGGUGCUGGGAAGAGUUCAAUUCCCUCGCUAGAUAGGACUGAGAUCGAUACGGUGGCCAUGGGGAUCUACAGCGAGUGCACCGAGCCAAGCGGGUAUCAGAUAUACGAUCUGACGGAAUGUUAUGGCUUGAAGGAGACAGAUAUCUAAACAGAGACAUUCUCAUUUCGCUAAUGCCUGGUGACAAGUCCUUCAGAGACGGACACAAAACAGGCUAUUUGUCAAAGCACAAGAUGUACAAAUCAAGAUCAAGACAAGGAAAUGUUUUUUGUUUUUUGUUUUUUUAAGACAAGGACAGACAUUUAUUUUCACAGGGGUAAUUUAAGCAUCGACUUUGAGACGUAAACAAAAAAAGGUGCAAAUGUUUGAUAUUUUCCCUGUAAAACUACUGCUUUACUCCAGACACAACAAGUGCCGUCAGAUGGCAUAUGAACAGACUGUGCACUCUGUAAAUCGAUGUGGCCUUUUAAAGUCACCCAAAACUUUUUAAACAAGAAUGAAAUCUACAGAAAAUAGCUCAGCAGGACCCUUAACAUUGGAUGUUGUUGUAAUUCGGUUGUAACAAUGUUGUGAUGUUGUUCAACAGCCUAGAGAAUCCUCGGACAACCUUGUUUUUUGAAAGUCAGAACGAAUGUUCAAAAUGACGUUGAGAUAACAUUGAAAGGUAUGAUUCAAAUUGCACAAUGCCCAUAAAACCUCAAAACGAUGAAGUUAUAACAAUUAUUUGGAGCAUUUAUGCCAAUUAGCAUCCAUUUGCACAACAUCUGACCACAUUCACGGUCCCUUGAGUUUCCAGCAGGGAUUAUAAUUCUGGCCGGAGAUUAGGACAGAUACAACUGCUUCCCACACACAGCGUGUGUAUAUCUCAUGUCACACAUCACUUAGUUUAGUUAUGUUACGUCUCUCUUUCAUUGUUUUUCAGAAAUAUCACCAGCUUUGCUUACAGAUCUUUGUUGUUAUGUAUGGACAUUUACACGUUUUAACAGCAUGCCCGGUGGCACGGUGGCUUAGUGGUUAGCACUGUCACUUUAAACCUUCAGGGUCCAGCUUCGAUUCCCAGGCCCGGUUCAAUUCCCACCUUUGUGCGCAUGGAGUUUGCAUGUUCUCCCUGUGCUUGGUGGGUUUCCUCCCACAGUCCAAAGACAUGCAGGUUAUACCUAGUAGUAUGAGUGUGUAUGUGUGUAUGUGUAUGUGAGAGUGCCCUGCAAUGGAAAUGGAUUGGCACCCUGUACAGGUUGUACUCUAGGGUGUACCCCAGGGUGUACCACCUUGUGCCCUAAGUCUCCUAGGAUAGGCUCCAGGCCCUUCUGCAACCCUGUAAACAGGAUAAAGUGGUUCAGAAGAUGCCCCCUAGUGGUCAAGUGGUAAGCAUGCAGUCCUCUCACUUGGUAUUGGAUUGCCUUAUGAAGUCAUAUUUGCACUAUUGGGGCAUUCAUUCGACGUUAUCUCAUCGUCUUUACAUCAAUUUGAUUCUAACUUUCAGCUACUUUGUCACAAAAUAGGUUGUAACAUUUCCAAAUUAACAUCAUCACAAUGUUUUGACAACUAAAAAACCCUGCCGGAAGAGGUGCUAUCCUAGCCACAAAAAUCAAGAAUCCUGACCAGGAAGUUGAGAUUAUAUAGAUAUUUAAACUACUCUGUCUUGCUGUUAUGGGAAAUAAAUCAGUUUCUGUAAUGAAUGUUCAUCAUAUCAAUCUAAAUAGCUGCUCAUGAAACCACAAAGUUUAAACUCCUUAAUCAUGAACAAAUAUUUUUACACUGGUAACUCCUUCCAUAAAGGUUUCCAUAAUUGCUUCUGCCCAAUGGCUUUAAGUCACGAAAUAACGUAAGCUCAUUUUUUUCUACUGUGAAAUUGUCUUUCUUUUGUUUGGUUCCCGAAAAGAAAUUGGUCGAAUUUGGUACAGUUCAGUACUUCAAAUGGUGUCAGAAGAUAAAAUUAAGCAGUUAGGGUUUGUUGAAGCAUCUUUUUUUUUUUGAGUUCAGCCAAUUAGUAGCUUUGGACAUACUUUGCUUGAAAUUUACUUUAAACUAAUUAGCAGCACAAAUGUUCAUGCAGGAUUUGAAAUAUAGUUUUUUUCAGUAUUUAUUUUAAUGUUGUUGUUUUUUUCACCUUGAUGGGAUUGAAAUUGUUGCUAAAUAAACGCACAGAUACAUCCGUCCAUGUGUGUGUGGACGGGCUUUAACCACUGUCUUUCAACAGGCGGAAAUAAAGUCUAAACCUAAAAAAAAAAAAAAAAAUGUGAAUAUUUUAUAAAGUUUAGGGUGACUUUAAAAGACGGUCACAAGAGCUACCUAUAACUGUGAGACAUCUGAGGACCUGGGAACUCCCCCUGUGGUACCGCUUGUUAUUUAUGUACUGACAUGCCAAGACGUACUGUGGCGUUUACAUACUGUAUGUCGAGUGCUUAUGGUUUAAUGAAAAACAGAUUAUUAUUUAAGUGGAAAACAGCACACAACUUUAAUAUGAAGGUUUUCCUUUAAAUCCUUUAAAUAAAAAGAAUGUUUCAUGUGAAUUCCUGCUCUGAAUUCAUUUGUAUUCACAGAUGUGACGUCCAUCCAUGUCCGAUGUAACGUGAAAAAUAAAUCGGAUUGAAAUAAAG